GCCUAGUAACUCACGUCACCUCACCAGGCCGGGAACAGAUCUUCCCGUGGCUGCUGCUUUUCCCCGCAGACUGGUUGUGUUUCUGGUCGGAGUGUUUUGAGUGCUGCACGGCGGGAAUCUCAGUUUUGCUAUCGAGGACGAGAGGCGGGGAGACUGAAGUAGCUCUUUGAGCGCUCGUCAUGCCUGCUAAGAGAGCUCUGAAGUUGGAGAGCCAUACCAUGGGAAAAGUGCCUGCAACACCAUUGUUCAGAAGUAAGAAAAAUCUCAAGUCUUAUUCACCAACAACAGGAACGUGCCUAAUCAGUCCGUUUUCAAGUCCCAAGAGCAGUAAUGUACAAGAGCAUGGAAAUGGUCUAUCAAAUGGAAAUAGAGAGAAACCCAAUAACUUGCUGAUCAGAUCAUCCAGAAGGGGGCAUCCUCAAAUGGAAGAAUAUGACAAACUUUUAGCGCUACAAUCUGAAGUUGAAGAUUCCCUGGAUAGAUUCAUGCAGAUGAGACAAAACUUAACCAAUUUACAGACUUUAGAGGGCACCAGAGAGCUUGAAAAUAUUAUAGGUGGUUCAGACAACUCUGGUAACUUAAAAGGUGAAGUGAGAAAAACCAGGAAACUGCUAGAGCAAGCUGGAAAACGAAAGCUGUUGAAAAGGAGCAAUGUAAGACAUCCUGCCCAAGUCCACAGCCCUCUGUGGCGCAGAGUGGUAAGCGGCGGUAACGCAGCCGAAGCUCCGCUCACGGACGGAGUUCGAUUCCAACGGAAGGAGGAAGUAGAAUCUCCGAAUAUCUCCAACCCUUCAACAACUCUGAGUUCCUUAAAUCCCUCAUUGACUAAGCCCACAUAGGCCAUAUCUGAAGAAUAUAUUCUGCUUGGCUGCAAGAUUCUACAACUGCAUGAUCCUACUUAAAAGGUUGAAAAAAAUGCCUGUAAAUCUAUCUCCCCAGCAAAUACCAGCUAAGGAUUGCUCAGUGCACUAGGCAGGUGCACAUCUAGAUACAGUUUCUUGCAUCUAAUUUAAACUUUACAAUCUGCACAACCAGAUAAUCUCAAUGUAAAUAAUACACUUCUCCCUAGCUCUUUUAUGCAAAUGUGUAAUGGCACAAGCUGAGCUACUUCUAUGUAGUUACAAGGCACUGUACUUGCCCUACCUUGGUGGUAAAAUGCCUCAGUGAGCUUUUCCUCAUGUUUGGGAAGAAGAGCUGUGUUUAGGGACAGACGCUAUUUCCCAGGCCUUCAAACAAACUGUAAAUUUCACAGUAAUGACAUGCUCUAUGCUUUCUCUGAAGGA
Rhineura floridana is the source of this 1283-nucleotide messenger RNA. RefSeq names its product integrin subunit beta 3 binding protein (gene ITGB3BP). Gene Ontology annotation, biological process: CENP-A containing chromatin assembly; regulation of DNA-templated transcription. Gene Ontology annotation, cellular component: nucleoplasm. The record is from RefSeq and is a predicted model, not a curated record. NCBI's taxonomy places the organism in Eukaryota, Metazoa, Chordata, Lepidosauria, Squamata, Rhineuridae. Bases 180 to 839 code for a protein of 219 amino acids. The transcript has 10 exons.